AUGAAAUUGAUUGUACUAACGCUCUGUUUCACCUGUACCGUUGCAGUAUCAUCAAGCACCGCUGCUCCGAAUGGACGCCAUUCAGGCGACGGUCAGGGUGAUAAUGCAGCUGCUGAUACCGACAACGAUUCCGAUGAAUUUUGUAUCGUUGAGCAGUACGGCACUGCUUCUCGAAAUGUCAACAAAGUGUUUUUGAAAACCGCAACCGGUAGAAGCCAGAACGAAACAGAAACAUCCAGCAGCAGUGAGAAUUACGAAACGGGCGAUGAACCUCGCGCUGAAUUUGUUGAGCCGUAUGGCAUUGCUUUCCGGAGUGUCGACAAAGUGUUUUUGAAAACCGAAACUGGUAGCAGCCAGGCGAAAGUGGAUAUGCUGCAACACUAUGAGUACGAUAAUGACGAUGAAGAUGAAUAUUACUAA
Molecule: messenger RNA, 420 nt
Organism: Gongylonema pulchrum
Lineage: Eukaryota; Metazoa; Nematoda; Chromadorea; Rhabditida; Gongylonematidae
Source: the annotation of a GenBank genome assembly